Oryzias latipes (Japanese medaka) is the source of this 1213-nucleotide messenger RNA. RefSeq names its product myosin, light chain 1, alkali; skeletal, fast (gene myl1). The record is from RefSeq and is a predicted model, not a curated record. Lineage: Eukaryota; Metazoa; Chordata; Actinopteri; Beloniformes; Adrianichthyidae. Gene Ontology annotation, molecular function: calcium ion binding. Gene Ontology annotation, cellular component: contractile muscle fiber; myosin II complex.
UUCUUGCUCUGAGUCCCCUCCAAUCUGUGCACCACUCCUUGAGUGUCACCCGAACUGGGAAUUGUCUUUGCUACUGGGCCAAACUAGUUCUUCUAUCAAGUGAAAAAUGGCACCCAAGAAGGAUCCUAAGGCUCCCGCCAAGAAGGCUGAGCCCGCACCUGCACCGGCACCAGCACCCGAACCGGCCCCCGCACCCGCUGCGGCGCCCGCCAUCGACCUGUCCGCCGUCAAGGUAGAAUUCAGCCCAGACCAGAUUGAAGACUACAGGGAGGCCUUUGGUCUCUUUGACAGAGUGGGUGACAACAAGGUGGCAUACAACCAGAUCGCUGAUAUCAUGCGCGCUCUGGGUCAGAACCCCACCAACAAGGAGGUGAACAAACUGCUGGGGAACCCCUCCACUGAAGACAUGGCCAGCAAGAGAGUAGAGUUUGAGAGCUUCCUGCCCAUGCUGCAGACCAUCAUCAACAGCCCGAACAAGGCAGGCUUUGAGGACUACGUUGAGGGUCUGCGUGUCUUUGACAAGGAAGGCAAUGGCACAGUGAUGGGUGCUGAGCUGCGUAUCGUCCUGUCAACACUGGGUGAGAAGAUGAAUGAGGCUGAGAUUGAUGCUCUCAUGGCAGGACAAGAGGAUGAGAACGGCUGUAUCAAUUAUGAGGCCUUUGUCAAGCACAUCAUGUCUGUGUAAGGACCCCGCCACCGUUGCCGCGGUGAGCACCGAAUAAAUGCAGACCCCAUGGUGUCGCGACAUCUACUCGCUGCUUCCCGUACCAUCUGGGGAAGCAGGGGGGAACAAAGGACUAUGAGAUUUCAUUUUUCUCAACACUUCUUUUGUUUUGUCCAACACGUUUUUCUUCCUCUUUUGUCCAAAUGGUGCUUUUUGAUUUUUUUUUUUUCUUUUUUUUUGCUUUCUUUUCCCCUCUGUUUUCCUCGUGCCACUGGGGGAGCUGUAACGAUUUUCUUACGAUGUCCUCAUCUUUGAUCCAAGUUCCCCAGGCUGAUUUGGGGGGUUUCAUUGUCACAGAGGAACAGUGAUGGAGGGGGGAGUUGGAGCUAUGGUGACCAUCCCCUCCCACUUACUGUCUGUCUGGCUAAGAAGUGACCGGACUGGCCAAGGAGACUGGCCAUGGAAACAAAUCCACUCCUCACCGACCCAUCCCUGAGUCUUAACUUAUUGUAUCCUCUGCAAGUUCCCAAUAAAUUCUUCACACUCCCA